Molecule: messenger RNA, 3226 nt
Organism: Orussus abietinus
Lineage: Eukaryota; Metazoa; Arthropoda; Insecta; Hymenoptera; Orussidae
Exons: 2
Coding region: 136-2532 (798 amino acids)
Molecular function (GO): peptidase inhibitor activity
Source: RefSeq, a predicted model, not a curated record
UGCUUCUCUGCCGGCCAUGUCAUCGGCGGUAAAAGAUAAUACGGUUCGGGCUUUUCCAAAAUUUAUCUGCCUCCUGAUUGGCUAUUAUCGUGCAUUACGGACGUCUAUCAGGCCUAUUUAAUUACCACGCGGUCCAUGCUGAAGAAUCAGUCGCAGAAGAGGAGUGGCGAGAUGUGGACCACUCGAGGAUACAAUUUCUCGUCCCGAAAGAUACAAAUCCCAGCAAUGGCGUCGCAUUUUUGGAUCCUCUCGACCGCAGCCAUUUUUCUCCUUUGUAGUUCGUGUAAAGCUGCGGAUGCUGCCCAGGACCAGUCGGUUCCGGAUAUGACAGCAGCUUGUUCCUGCCAGAAAAAUAAAACGUCUUUGUAUGAGACCGUACUAGACUGCGACAUGGAGUCUUUGUCGAUGGACACUUCCGGCAGGGCCGAAUGCAGAGGACUGUUGAGAACUGUCGAUCUCUCCAGCUUUUUGAUCACGCCAUAUAGUUCUUACACUUCUGCACGUCGAGGGAAAAGAAGCGAGCAAGUGUGCAUCCCAAGAACGACGUUCAAGGCCGACUGCAACACGUGUUUCUGUUCGGAAGAUGGCACCUCCAUGGGAUGUACUUUGAUGGCAUGCACCUCUGAAAGUGCACUCGGGAAGAAGAGAUUAUUUGAGCCACGGUCCAGAAGAAAUUCCGAGUCAAAAAGCAGGAAAGAUGAGCAAACCUGCGAGCCAGGGUCUUCUUUCAAGCAAGACUGCAACGAUUGCAUUUGUUCUCCCGAUGGAAGAAGUGCAGCUUGCACUUUGAUGGAGUGCUUGCCUAAGGAAUUUUAUAAGCAGGAUGGAAGUAUCAAGUUACCCCAUGAAUUGUUUAAAAAUCCAUUGUUGAGGAACCGUAGAGAUGCUCAGGUUUGCGAGCCGAGGUCCGUCUUCAAGAGGGACUGCAAUAGUUGUCUUUGUUCUCCUGAUGGAACGUUUGCGGCUUGCACUCUCAUGGAAUGCUUUCCUGGAGAACAGUUCACAGAGGAUGAGAGAGUGAAAUUACCCCAUGAAACGUUGGAGAAUCCAUUGUUGAGGAGUCGUAGGGAUGCCCAAGUCUGCGAACCGAAGUCUAGUUUCAAGAAGGACUGCAAUAGUUGCGUUUGUUCUGCGGACGGAACAUUUGCAGCAUGCACUAUGAUAGAGUGUAUGCCUAAUAAUUUGUUCAACGAAGAUGGGAGUGUGAAAUUACCCCAUGAAGCAUUGGAGAAUCCAUUGUUGAGGAGUCGUAGGGAUGCCCAAGUCUGCGAACCGAAGUCCACCUUCAAGAAGGACUGCAAUAGUUGUGUUUGUUCAAAGGAUGGAAUGUUUGCAGCUUGCACCAUGAUGGAGUGUCUGCCAGAUGGAUUGUUCAACGAAGAUGGGAGCGUUAAAUUACCCCAUGAAACUUUGGAGAAUCCAUUGUUGAGGAGUCGUAGAGAUUCCCAAGUCUGCGAACCAAAGUCCACCUUCAACAUAGACUGCAAUAGAUGCAUCUGUUCCGAGGACGGGAAAAAUGCAGCUUGCACUUUGAUGGAAUGCCUCCCCAAAGAAUUCUACAGGGAGGAUGGAACAAUUAAACUGCCCCAUGAGAUGUUGAAGAAUCCCUUGUUGAGGAGUCGCAGAGAUACGCAAACCUGUAAACCAGGAUUACGUUUCAAGAAGGACUGCAAUUUUUGUGUAUGCUCUCCUAACGGAUGGGAAGAGGCAUGCACCAGGUUGGAAUGCCCGCCUAAAGAAUUUUAUAACGAGGAUGGAACAAUUAAGCUACCUUACGAAAGGCUGAACAAUCCAUUGUUGAGGAGCCGCCGAAAUGCACAGGUCUGCACUCCUGGGUCGCACUUCAAGAAAGACUGCAACGACUGCGCUUGUUCGCCUGAUGGAACAGUUGCAGCAUGCACCAGGAUGGAGUGCCUGCCUAAAGAAUUGUACAAUGAAGAUGGAAGCAUUAAAUUACCCCAUGAAGCUUUGGAAAAUCCAUUGUUGAGGAGCCGAAGAGAAACGCAGAAUUGCAUCCCUGGGUCGCACUUCAAGAUCGACUGCAACAAUUGCACCUGUUCGCCUGAUGGAACUGUUGCAGCAUGCACCAGGAUGGAGUGCCUGCCUAAAGAAUUGUACAAUGAAGAUGGAAGUAUCAAAUUACCCCAUGAAGCUUUGGAAAAUCCAUUGUUGAGAAAUCGAAGGCACUAUAGGUCUUGCGAGCCUGGCUUGUCUUUCAAGUUGGGAUGCCAGAUUUGUAUUUGUUCAUCUGAUGGCAGCGAAGCAUCUUGUACAAGAUCAAAAUGUUCCCCCGAUACCUCAUCUCGUUUGCAGCGAUCCCUGAAAACGCCAGAUUUUCUCAAAUCUGUACAAAUAUUGUCUAGAGACGAACCCACCGUUUGCGUCCCAUCCAGCGUAUUGUUAAACGAAUGUAAAUAUUGUUCUUGCAACGAUCAAGGAACAAAAUUCUCUUGCACGUUCGCCACGUGUCCGGCCCCUCUGCAUGCUAUCAGUGAAGCUGAUAAAUCAGAAGACUCUCCUACUUCUCGUUAAAAUGAAUUAUUCAUGGGACCUGUAAAAUCAAUUUACAAAUAAUUAAUUAACUCAUAUCAGUAAAUUAGGCCGUCGCGAUAGAAGAGAGAAUAUUCGCUAAAAGUAGACUUCAUUAAUCUUUGAAAAAUUGUCAUUCCCUUUGAUUUAAUAUUUAAGAUCUGUAAGUAGUUAAUUAGAAAGUGUAAAUAGAUAGCGUAUUUAAUAUAAUAAAAUAUAUGUUAUAUCGAUUUUGGGGUUGUUCCUUGGAUCUGAUUUAUCAUCUCAUUCUGAUGAAUUAAUAAAAAGUUCAUUCAUUUAUCAUCAUUCAUUUUUCAGAAUAGGUAUAUAAAAUCCAAAUAGAUCCUUUACGAUGACUUUUUAUUUAGAGAGAAAAAAUAAGCUCCUUUCUCCCUCGAUUUCGUUUUAGUGUCUUAAAAUAAUUCUGAAACUGUUAUUAAAAGUCGUAUGACCAAGUUCAACGAUGCAAGGCAUAUAUGACCAUGAAGUUGUAUGAUUAAUUAUGAAUCUCGUGCGUAUGAUCGUCUUGAGAAGGGCAUUGCUCUUCAUAUAAACGUUUAUUGCAAUUGAUGGCCAUGUUUGUACGCUGAUAUUGACUGUGAAAAAUGGUUAAUUGUUAGUUUUAUCAAUGUCAUUGCUACUAUUAUCGUCCAUUACUGUGUUGAACUUGGAGAAAUAAAUGAAUCCCCAUAUUUUA